Molecule: messenger RNA, 2319 nt
Organism: Setaria italica (foxtail millet)
Lineage: Eukaryota; Viridiplantae; Streptophyta; Magnoliopsida; Poales; Poaceae
Exons: 4
Coding region: 82-1944 (620 amino acids)
Biological process (GO): response to endoplasmic reticulum stress
Source: RefSeq, a predicted model, not a curated record
CCCACUCUCUAGUCUCUCCUCCCGAAAUCACCACUCUGCCAAGCGGCUCGCUUUGCUUGAACACGCGCGCACCCGAACCAAAUGCGACACGCACCGGAGGAGACGGCGAUGGAGUCGGAUUUGGCGGCGGCGGAGGAGGAGUGGCGGCGGAAGGAGCGGCAUGCGGGUGGCCGCAUCCAGAAGAUGGAGGUGGGGAAGGAAGCCGGAGGCAAGGGGGAAGUCUGGAGGCGAGGCGCGGAAGUAGAGGUGGAGGUGAUGGCGGACGGGGUCGGGGAAGACGGGUACAAGUGGGGGGAGCGCGACUCGAUCGGUCGGAAGGGGAGGAUGCAGGGGCACCAGAGGCCGCCGGUCGCGGCGGGGCACCGCCCGUUCUGGAGGCCGAGAGGCGGAGGCGUGAGCGGGAGGGGAGGGAGAGGAGGAGGGUUUCAGUUUCAUCGCUGCCCUCGGGACCUGCCGCACCACAAAUUGGACAUCUCUAACAAACCUGAAGUAUGUGGUGGUGCAAUUAUCAUCUGCAAUCAUGAGACUAAGCGGCAGUUCUUCGAACAGAAACAUUUUGCUCUUCCUGGUUAUGCUGCAACUUUUAUAAAGAAGAUCAGAGCUGGUAUGCUUCUCUUUCUGUUUGAGCAUGAGGAGAGAAAACUCUAUGGAGUGUUUGAGGCAACUUCAGAUGGAGCACUGAACAUUCUUCCAGAUUCAUGUGCUUCAUUAUGCAAAUUUCGACCAGCUCAGGUUCUUUUCAGAAGAGUUUGGUUUUGUAAGCCCCUAACUGAAGCUGAAUUUUCUGAUGCCAUCAAAGGAAGUAGUCUCCUCCCUCAAAGGUCUUUCUUUGGUAUAUCAUACCAACAGGUUUUGGAUCUUGUGGACUUAUUUACUUCAAGAAUGAUCAGGCUUCACCCCUACCAAAAACCAAAAUCAAGAGUUUUACGGGAUUACAAAAUCUCUCUAGCUCGUACUGGUCAAGAGUUCAGUUCAUACAACCAUAGCAAUGCCGCCUUUAGUCGUUCUUCUUUCAUGUUCUGCAACAACAGAAUCUCUUUACCACAUAGUCCCUUCAUGUAUGCCAAACACAAUGGUAAGCAUCCUGCUCAUAAACAUGAGUCUCCUCUACACCCUUGGCAUAAGCCUGUGGUCUUCAAGGCACCAGAUAUCUUAGAAAAAAGCAAGCCAGAUGAUGCUGAUUAUAUACCACUUGAGCUAGAUGAUUGUAACUCUGACAGUGAUGCAAAUCUCUCAACUUUGAUGGGGAUUGUAAACUUCCAUUCAACCAUGGAGAGUAACAUCAGAUGUGGAAAUCAAGCUCCCAAACCAUUUAAUGGAAAACACAAUGAGGAUGAUCGGUGCCAUCCACCUGUGCUAAACCAAAGGUUCAUUUCUGAAAGUGAAACUGGUCAAAACAGUGUAAUCGCGCACAUUAUGAAAGAGAGCAAAUCAAAGUUGCAGGCCAAGGAGUGCAAGCGAAAGGCAAUCGUCCAGCUUGAUGAACUCUCAGAUGUGUUAUCCCCAAUGAGAGCUUGCAGUAUGGCAAAAAAGAUAUCAUUUAGCUUUGGUGGCAAUGGGGUUUCUGUUACUUCUGAUAAAGCAUCACACAAGCCUACACUUUCUGAACUACAACAGAACAGAGAAGCAGUUCUAAAAGAAAGGAAGGAACAGAUUGGCUUUUCGCCCCGAGACAUUCAGAGCAAGGAGAGAGAUGCUUCGACAAAGAUGAGUAUGCUGAUUGCAGAACAACUUAGGAAUCAGCAUGCCCAGAGCCACGCCAGAAAUAGUGAUUUGCCCCGAGACAUUCAGAGGAAGGAGAGAGAUGCUUCGACAAAGAUGAGUAUGCUGAUUGCAGAACGUCUUAGGAAUCAGCAUGCCCAGAGCCGCGCCAGAAAUAGUGAUUUGCUGGUGACUCAAUCAGGUAUCAAGUUGACAUCCACACUUCUCGCAGAUGAGGAAUGAGGGUAGAAGGGACAGCACUUUUUAGUCCAACAGUGACCAGGUAGCGAUAUAGGAGCUGAUGACAGCAGUAUGUUGCACUAACGCUUUUUGCCUCGGAGAAAUUUCUGGAGACAACUCUAUGAGUAGUAUAUCUUAGGAUGUUUCUGAUUUGCUUUUGCCUCACAAUGCUCGACUGCUGUAAAUAGACUGUAUCAGCUAUCGCAUUGUUAUCAUUCAGUUGAUCAAAUUCAGAUCUUAAUUCGGUGUUCAGAGUUGUAAUUCUGUAAGGAGAUCUUAGUAUGCUUCUAACUAAUGGUUGGCUAAGAGUUUGUGGGCACUCUGCUAAUAAGAUGAUAUCUUUUGCAUGAAUUUUUACUUGCAGGCUGUUUCCUGGCA